AUGCACGUGGUCGUCUAUUACGGAUACGCGGGGGACCCUGACAACCUCGUCCCAAUGGUUAACAAUGAUCCCAAUGCGCCGUUUGACUCGCACGUCCCCUUACGCAAUCUCUUUGGCGGAGAGGUCAUCUCCUACAAGUCCGGUCUCUCUGUUUUCCUCUGUAUGAUCAUUUUCCUGAACCCCAAGCGCGUCUUCAUCGGAGAUAGCUACCACGGCAUUCACGGAGUUUUGGACGUCAUGGAGAAGCUCAACGGGAUGAAGAAGCUCACCCUGAAGGACCUCGAUCAGUUACAAGCUGAUGAUGCGGUGCACGUCGAGACGCCCCUGAACCCCACAGGCGAAGCUCGCAAUCUCGAGUACAAUGUUGGAAGCAAAGAACCAAUCAGGCCAUCAAGCACCAGCCCUGUCGCUAAGAGGCUGCCAUAA
Molecule: messenger RNA, 426 nt
Organism: Fusarium redolens
Lineage: Eukaryota; Fungi; Ascomycota; Sordariomycetes; Hypocreales; Nectriaceae
Exons: 4
Coding region: 1-426 (141 amino acids)
Source: RefSeq, a predicted model, not a curated record